AUGAGCAGCCAGGAACAGCAACAGGCACAAGUGACUGCAGCGCAAGUGAUGCAGGAGCUUGUGAAUCUGAGAAACGAACUCACAAGGCAACGCGAAGAGAAUGAUCGGCUAAGGGCCGAGCAAAGCACAGCACUUGAGCGAGUGCGGCAAGAGAGUGCAGCUCAAGUUGCGGAAGUGCGAGCACAGGCGCAUACGGCAGUGCAGCAGGCGACGGCUCAGAUGGGCACGAUGCCACAGUUGGUGAGCGACAUGGUCAAGUCGAACAAGGAACUGGUUGAGGCCAUGGCAAAGAAAGGAGGACCAAACGAGAAGCUCUGUUUGGUCGACACAAAGGGCCUGGGAAAGCCGACGACCUUCUCAGGUGAGAGUGAACAGUUCCUACCAUGGAGGCAUCGAAUGUCGAGCUACGUUUGUUCGAUCCACCAUGAUCUGCAAGAAGUUCUAGAGUGGCUCGAAGAGAGGGAGAAGCCAUUCUCCUCGGAGGAGUUGGACACAGCCUUUGGAGAAAAGGCGUUGGAGGCGGAUCGAGUUCCCAGACUGCAAGAAAAGUCGAGGGAGCUCGCGAACGCGCUCCAAAUGGUUACCUCGAAGGAACCAUUUACGAUCGUGUGCAAUUGCCAGAACAACGGGUUCGAGGCAUGGAGACGCCUUACGAGGCGAUACGAUCCUGCGACUGCAAGCAGGAAGCGCACGAUGUUGAGAGCGAUUAUAUCGCCCCAGAAGCAGAAGCUGGAGAAUCUCCCUCAGGCCAUCGAAGAAUGGGCCGACGCUGUGCGCACUUACGAGAAGCGCAAGGACAGCACAGGGCGACGAACGACCCUGGCUGAUGAGAUAAAGAUGGCAGCACUGGAGGCAAUGUUGCCACAGGAGCUGGAGUCUCACAUCCAGUUGAACCAGAGCCGGUUCUCCACGUACGACGACGUGCUCGACGAGGUGACUCGCUUCAUCGAGUACAAGACAGGAAAGAGUCUGAAGGUGAUUUCUGCAGCCGCAGCCAGUGCGGCGAGCAAGGAUGAUCCUAUGGACCUGUCGUAUGUGGAGAAAGGCAAAGGAAAAGGAGCAAGCAAGGUCGUGUGCCACAACUGCGGCAGGAGCGGACACUAUGCCCGCGACUGCUGGAGCAAUGGAGGCAAAGGAGAAGAGGAUGAAGGCUGGGAAGACGGAGACUGGGGAGAAACCUGGGAGGUUCCUCCAAAGGAGGAAAAAGACGAGGAUGAAAAGGAGCUAGAAGCUCUGGAAGAGCAAAUGGACAGAGCAAGGGGUCAGUUCCAAGACAUGAAGGAAAAGGUGGAACUUGCGAGGAGACGUCGCCAGGAAAGACUUCUUCAGGAAGCGGAAGAGCUGGCAGAAGCCAGGAGACGUUCCCGCGGCGAGGUGCCGGGGCAGUCCAGCUUCGGAGCGUUUUCGUCUUCGUCGCGAGGACCUCCGGAGAGAGUGCGCGAGCCAAAGGCCGGAAAGAAAGAGGAGAAGAAGGAGGUGAGGUCUAAGGCUUUGGACACGGCACCCUGGAACGUUUCGCGCUACCGGGAGCCACCAGUGCAUGAGCCCAAGACCCCUCCAAAGGCGAAGCAAGAAAGGCCGAGAACACCGCCGAAGUCACCACCGCCUUCCAGGACCAAAAGUCCGCUUCUCAAGCCGAAGGUAGAGCCAAAGAGAACAGAGCCAAAGUCACCACCUUCGAAGCCAAAGGCAGAGCCGAAGAGAACAGAACCAAAGUCACCACCUUCGAAGCCUCCACCUAGAAGUGAAGAAGUGCAGCCAAGAAGCGAAGAGGUGGAGAGACAACUUGCUACCACAGCGCCGAAGUGGGGAGCCUCAAGGAGCCAAAGACCUGUGGCGAAGGCAAAGCCAAAGCUUCUAAGGAGUCCGGCGUCUUGGGCAGGAAUGCGCUUCAGGGAACGUGUGGCCCACCAAGAUGCCAUACGAGACAAGAAGCCCAGAGGCACCGUCGGGGAGUCCUUACUGAAGAAGCAAGGCGAGGCCUGCUCCACCUGCGUGUCGAGGCGACUGAAGUUCAGGAGCAAAGCGUCCCUUCUGCUGAAGAAGAGGAUGAAAGAGUACAAGGCAGCAGCUGCAAAAGCAGCGGGCUCCCACUACGCCAGGAAAGUUUUCGAAAGAGAAAAGCUUGUGAGGGCCGACAGGCCCAGCAAGGCUGAACUGAGGAGCGCAAAGGUAGCCGAGAAGGUGAAGCAAAGGGAGGAAGAAGCCGCUGGUGAAGAAGAAGAAGAAGACAAGUUUUCCUUGGAGCCGGAGAGCUCCGAGGACGAAAGCGACUUCGAGGAUGACCCUCCAAGCGAGGGGCCCGAGGAGCCCAAGAAGGAAGAAAAGAAGAAGCCACCAAAGCAGGAAGAAGGAACCGAAGGAGCAACCGCGAUCACGGCAAGCACCUCGAGCAGCAUGCAGAGGAUGCUAGCGUCGGGUCUUAUGGAGACCAACCGUGCGAACCUCGCGGUCUUGGACCAGAGGAUCGCGACAAAGAGAGAGAAGCUCGAGGGACGCGGCAGUGACCCAGAGCUGGAAGCCGAGAUCGCGAGCCUGGAAGACGAGCGGAAGCGCCUGAAAGAGGAGCGUGAGCGCCUCAGGGCGCAGCAAGCGGGCGUGAAGAAAAAGGAACCCGAACACCGCAGAGACCAGUCGGUGCACGACGUGCGCUACAAACGCCAAGUGGAAAAGGGAGACAGCCACUGGAAGGCUUGGCGUGCGGAAAAGGGACGAAGGAGAGCGCAAGAGCACAGACGCAGCGGUGUGGGCGAAAGAGCAAAGGAGAGGAUCGAGGCCGACAAGAAGUGGCACGCCCGGCACGACGUGAAAGUGAAAAAGGGCGACUUCCGCGAUAACCAGAAGGAAGAGGUCGACGGCAUCGACACGGAGGUUAUCCACAGCGAUGGGACGGAGGCCAAGCCCGAGCGGCGAAAGGACUACCGCCCCCUCACGAAAGCCGAAAGGACGAGCCACCGCGUGGAUGCCGACGACGAGGAGGAGCUCUACCGGAAGGAGCUCGAAAAGCAGGAAAGGCCGAAGGCGACCGGGCGCUACUCGGCGGACCCGUCGAUUGCGGCCGAGCAGAAGAAGAAGAGGAACCAAAAGAGAAACCAAAGGCGCAACAAGCUGAAGAGGAAGCUUGGGUCGACCUGGGAUCCAGAGCACAGAGGAAAGAAGAAGGUCAAGAAAAGCGAAGACGACGACGAAGAGACUGUGCACUGUGAAGACUACAACGACCGCCGCGACCCAAGAGGAGAAGACCCGGAGGACCCGGGCGAAGGAGGCGUGCGCCAAUCGGUGCACAGCUUCGAGACCGUGGAUGCUGCCAGCCUGGGCGCUUCGCCAGGCGUGGCUAGCGUCGAGGUCAACUUUGACACGGGAGCGGCCGUGACCGUUCUGCCUGAGAAGUACGUGACGCAGCCAAAGGACAACGGCGUCCGCUACAAGACGGCGUCAGGUGAGGCGCUGAAAGACCAAGGAAAAGCCGAGGUCACCGGCACUUUGUCGGGAGGCCGUGGGGCCACGAUCACCGGCCGAGGCGCCGGGGUCCACCGCAUACUCCUGUCAGGAGCACAGGCGUGCAAGACGCAUUUUGCGUUUCUGCACGGAACAGGAGGCUUGCUGGUCCCAAAAGGAACUGCUUUCGCUAAGGAGGCCGACGAGGCGUUGCGCCAGUUGGCUUGGAAGCACAAGGGUGUCGGAACCAAGAUGCAAGUGAAGAACGGCAUCUACGUGUUUCCUCUGCAAGACGAGAAGAAAGGAGUGAAGGGCGGAAGCAAGGGCCAAGAAAAAGGAGGCACUGAAGACGACCGCUUUGCCGAGGAGCCGGAGGAAGACGACGUGAUGCCGCACCUGGUGGUUCGGUGCGACAAAACGCAGCGCACUUGGGCAACUUCGUUGCCCGAGAAAGGCACGCAUGCGUACAACGUCACGUGGUUGGCCAGCGUGAUACGCGAGGCCUCCGAAGAAGUCCAAAAUGUAGUGUUCGACUUGAGAGAGAGUCCUACAAGUACGGAACACGAGAAUGCGCCAUCGAACGGCAUAGCCGAGGCCGCAGUGAGAGAGGUGAAGCGAAUGGUCCGAGCUAUCCUGUCGGAGCUGGAGACAAAGCUUAAGAUCGAGGUGGGCGUGGACCACCCGAUUCUCGCCUGGAUCGCGAGGCAUGCAGCGUUCUUGAUGACACGUUUUCGCAUUGGCGAAGACGGGAAGUCAGCUUACGAAAGGACGCUGGGCCGACCGUGGAGGCGACCUACCAUUGUCUUUGGCGAACAGGUGAUGUUCAAGCCAGUUGGUUCGAGACACAAGCGAGGAAGCCUAGAUGCAAGAGUUUGCAUGGGACGUUACGUCGGAACUGCGUCGAGGAACGCAGACUUGCUGAUCAUGACGUCCGAGGGUAUAUCCCGGGGCCACUCCUUGCACAGGAGGCCCGAGGAUGAGAAAUGGCCUGUUGAAGGUUUCGAAGUGCUACGCGGAUUGCCUUGGAGGAUGUCCGGUCCACAAGAGCGAGCGUCGCCCAACCGAGUCGGUAUGCCCGCUCUCGAAGGCGAACAACCCGCGCCACAACACCGAGACUUCAAGGCACGCAACCUGUACGUCAUGAAGUCCGACAUUGAGCUGUACGGCUACACGCCUCAGUGUCCGGGAUGCGAUGCGCAGCUGAUGGGUCUCCCGCAGCGAGCGCACAAUGACGAGUGCAGGAUGAGAGUGCAGAGAAGACUGCAAGAAACCGACGAGGGAAAAGAAAGAGUGAAAAGGGCCCAAGAGCGAGUUGAAAAGGACUACGGAAAGCGGGUCAAAAGAGACCAACCCGCGCUGGAAGGAAGACCUGCCCCCGACGCAAUGGAUGUUGCAGCAGAGGAAGCGGCAGGCGCACCUUUGUCCAGACCAAUGGAGGUCGAGGACCGCGCCGAGCCGAAACAGCGGAAGCGCGCAGCGUCCAAGGACGUCGAGGACCUUUACCGGGAAGAGCCCAGCACGAGGGCUACCGAUGGUCCAGAUGUCGAGGUCAUUGGAGUACACGUGCAAGGGGGAGCAAGUGGCUCUGCAGGACCCGGCCUGGACCACUCACGCCAACAAGCACGAGCAGAUGCAGAAAUGUACGACACAGCAACGGCGAAUCCGCCGCCAGCCAACGAGGAAGUGCGAAUGAACCUGAUUACGCGGAUGUUCGAACAAAAGGGGCUCAAGUGCAGCCCGACUGAAGCGAAGGCCAUAAACUCUAUGGUUCUACAGUUGGGAGGUAAUGGCAAUUCAGCUGUGCCCUGGAGCAUGGUGAAUGAAGGCAUUAUCUUGCCAAUGGACCAAGAGCCGCCGAUGUUCGCUCAAGCUGAGCAUUUGCGUUUCUUCGAAAAGCUGGAACAAGUGAAGCCAAAGCUUCUGGUGGGCAAGCUGCCCACUGGACCCUUCCAGUCAGUACAACGUGCUUUCGACAUGACCAACAAGAUUGGAGUCGAGACCAGACGCGGAAAUUUGAGGAAGGCCCGAUCUCAACUGGGGCUUUGCUUUGAGGCCUUCGAGGCACAGAAGGAAGCCGGAAACUACUUCCUCUAUGAGUGCCCAAGGGGAACUAAGUCCAGUCUAAGUCCUGGGAGCAUGAACUUGCUCAAAGGCCAAUCCGGCAAGAAGCGAACCCGCUGGAUUACUAAUUCGGCGACGGUUGCAACAGCGCUGGAAAAGCUAUGCAAGGGCAAUGCGAAGGUGUGGAACCGAACGUUAAGCUUCAAGGAGGGGAUCGUGACGGCCAAGGCCGAGUAUCCUCCGAAGCUUGAAAGAGCACUACUGGCAGGAGUGCGAGCACAACUGGUUCUGGAUGGAGAAAUGAAGGAGGUGGGCCAUGUGGGUGGACCUGACCCACACGAGGAGCCACCGCUCGAAGAGUAUCUCCAUGAUACCUUACCCAAGGCUGGGCAGCUUCACGUAAGCGAGCCCGUCAUAGACGCAAACACAGGGGCACAACUUGAUGCCAAAAAGGUUGCGGAAGCAAGAGCGUCAGAACUUGCCUGGGUGAAAAAGCAAGGUGUGUACGAGAAAGUCGAAGAGAGCGUGUGUUGGGACGAAACAGGUCGUCCGCCCAUAACCUUGAAGUGGGUAGACCGCAACAAAGGGGAUGAUGUUCGGGAAAACUACCGCAGUCGUUUGGUAGUCCGCGAGGUCAAGUCACAGGGACAAGCGGCGUUGAUACCAGACUACGCACUGUUUUCCUCAAUGCCACCUCUGGAAGGAUUGAAGAUCCUAUGCAGUCUGCUGACGACACUCAAGAGGUCAAAGAGCGGAAAGAAGCUCACGCUGAAGCUGACAGACAUAUCACGUGCACACUUCUAUGGAAAAGCAGAACGACGUGUGUUUGUCACACUUCCCGAGGGAGAUGAAGCUCCCGGCUUUUGUGGUCUGUUGAAACGGACCAUGUAUGGCACCCGUGAUGCCUCAGCUGUAUGGCAGAGAUCGUACACAAGCCUGUUACGCAAGCACGGGUUUGUCGUGGGAAAAGCAUAUCCGUGUACCUUUUAUCAUGCCGAAGCCGACGUGAGAUUAUUGGUGCAUGGGGAUGAUUUCCUAGUCUUGGCAGACGAAGAUGGACAUCGCUUUGUAGACAAAGUACUGUCUGAAGAGUACGAGUUCAAGUGUGAUGGCCACAUAGGACCUGAGUGUGAAAAGGAUAGCAUGACUGUCCUGAACCGGGUCGUGAGCUAUGACAGCCAGACAGGAACUGUUACGUACGAAGCGGAUCCAAGGCACGCGGAAGCCCUAGUGCGCGACCUUGGACUGGAGUCUGCGAAGGCGGCCAAAACGCCAGCAGAAAAGAAAAAGGGAAGUGACCUGAAGGCGAUGCUUGAAGCGCAGCCGUUGAAUGCCGAACUUCAGAAAGCAUAUCGGUCUCAUACGAUGAGGGCAGCGUUCCUUGCGCAGGACAAGCCGAUUGACAUUCCCGGCCUGCAAGUGAAGUUCAAAAACUUCCUGAAAGGACUCAGGCUGCUUGAUCCUUUCGACUGCGGCGGCAGCAACAUGCUUGGUGGCUACGAGAGCUGCGUCCGAAAAGAGCUGGAGCUGAAGCUGAGCUUUUGGCCCCCGGACCAUCGUGGCUUGAUUCCUCCAGACAUCUGGUUCGAAGUGAAGAGGCAAUUGAUCAUUGGAGGCAGGGGCCUUGUCAGCCUCAUUGUGAACAAGGUCAUGAUCCUCUUCGAAUGGCCCGUCACCAAGCUGGUUGGCUACUUGGACCCGCAAGUCCCAUUCGACCUGCCGAAGCUGAAGGAGAAGUUUAUGAUCAGCCUCAAGUUCAAGCUCAUGGAGUUUGGCAUCUCUCUGAUUGGAGAGCUUGUGGACUACCUCAUAUUGCGCGGCAAGGGGCUGCUGGACGUCUUUGUGGGGAACUUCUCCGGGCCCCUUCUCCGUGAAAUUUCGAUCAAGUUCGACGACUGGAAAAAAGAUCAGAAGUGGCUGGACAACGACGGCCCUCCAUCGACCGACAGCUGGGCCAAGAAAGCAAAGAAGAAAGCCAGCCAGCUUGCCAAGGAUGGAGCAGCGGCACUCAAAACGCUUGGGCAGAAGGUGGCGGAGUUCGUAAGAGAUGCCGCCGCAUUCAUGAGCGAGUUGCCGGCGAAGAUCUGGGAGUACAUCCGAGACCUAUACGAACAAAUCAAGAGAUGGGGCGUCGAUGUGAUGAAACCGAGAUUGAUAAUUGGUGGCAAGCAGUUGGUAUGCUUCAGUCAGGAGGAAUUGGUGAGAUUGCUUCUGGACCUUGCUGUGGAAAAAGGGGGCGAGUUCGUGGAAAACCAAGUCAACAGCCAACUGGACGGGAUCAGGUCCGACGCAAUGGCAGAAGUCUCGGGGGCCCGGAGGUUCCUCACGGAGCCGCUGGAAGGCAUCAAGGUUGACCAGUUGCUCAACCAGGUCAUGCCCGCCUCGGGCAUUUCAGCGGUCUACACGGCAAUCCGGGGCGAGAUCAGCACGAAUGUCAAAGACGCGAAGAAUGGCCUCGUGCAGACGAUCAAGAACGGUGAGGCCUUUGCGGAUAUGGUCUCCACAAUGGCCAAGAACUUUGUGGUGAGCCAGAUGAGGAAAGUCACAGACAGGCUGAUCAAGGCCUUCGCGAGUGCAAACGAGGUGUGCGAAUUCCCCUUGCCAAAGCAGCGCUUUAAAGCGAUGUGGCAAGCGUUGAAAGACAUGGCCCAGGAGGCCAGAACGGCUCUCUCUACCAAAGCCAGCGGCUUCAACAGCAUGCGCAAGAAGGUCGUUGGAAAGCUCAGCGCAGAAGUCAAGGUCCGGGUGAAGCGGCAGCUGAAAGCCCGCGAGCUCUCGCUCAAGACCAAGGUCAUGGAGGCCUUCAAGACGGAUGUUGCCAGGGCCAGUGAGGCUGCGGACGCCGGCAAGGAGUUCAUGAAGGGGUUGUUGCGGACUUUCGUUGUGGAGCCCAUGUGCGCGAAGUCAACGAGGACCGGAAAGGGCUCAAAAGCCUUGGCUUCCAAAUUUUCGCCCGACCCCGAUGCUCCAGUGAACUGCCAGCUGUGA
Symbiodinium natans is the source of this 8487-nucleotide messenger RNA. NCBI's taxonomy places the organism in Eukaryota, Dinophyceae, Suessiales, Symbiodiniaceae. The record is from the annotation of a GenBank genome assembly.